Molecule: messenger RNA, 4678 nt
Organism: Gavialis gangeticus (Gharial)
Lineage: Eukaryota; Metazoa; Chordata; Crocodylia; Gavialidae
Gene: VASH2
Product: vasohibin 2
Exons: 8
Coding region: 358-1425 (355 amino acids)
Biological process (GO): regulation of angiogenesis
Cellular component (GO): cytoplasm
Source: RefSeq, a predicted model, not a curated record
CAAUGGGGGCGCUCGGAACGCCGGCGGCCGCUGGGUAACGUGGUUACAUGUCAGAGACUAACACUUGAGGAUGGAACAUGGACUGAGGCGCGGGCGGCAGCGGCAGCUGCAGCAGCCCCAGCCCCAGCCCCAGCCGCCCGGGGAGUGAAGCGCGCGGCAAUGAGUCCGGCUCCGACCGGAUUCAGCCCACAAGACAACAGUCUCAGCACUGAUCACACUGGCUUCUAUGAGCUCAUAUCGUCUCCAUUUGCCUAAUUCCUCUAGUAGCAAGUGAGAUGGAUAAGGCUUCCUUGUUGGGGCACUGAACUGUGUACAUAGAUAGCCCCACCUGGACUGCUUUUGCAAUUCAAGCCCACCAUGACAGGCUCCACUUCCAAUGCUCACCACUGUCCCCAUCCCAAGGGAGCUAAAGGGGGCCGGUCAAGAAGCACUCAUGCCCGGCCAGUCAGCACGACCAACAAUGGGGGCUCAGAGGAAGAAGACAAAGAUGGAGGGGUGCUUUUUCUUGUUAAUAAAAGCGGCUUCCCUAUUGACAGACAGACCUGGGAGAGGAUGUGGGUGCAUGUGGAAAAGGUGCAUCCUGAAGGCAAAGAGAUAGUAGAGACAAUAAGGAAUGCUGUGUACCUGGCUAAACCCUCAGUGCCACCAGUGCCAAACUACAAGCUCUCCAUGUCUAUCCCGGAAUGGCUGCAGGCAAUACAGAACUAUAUGAAGAUGCUGCAAUACAAUCACACGGGAACUCAGUUCUUUGAAAUUAGAAAAACAAGACCUCUAAGUGGGUUAAUGGAGACAGCGAAAGAAAUGACCAGGGAAUCAUUACCUAUCAAAUGCCUUGAAGCAGUUAUCCUGGGGAUAUACUUAACCAACGGGCAGCCUUCUGUGGAACGAUUCCCAAUCAGCUUUAAAACCCACUUCUCAGGGAACUAUUUUCAUCAUGUGGUGCUCGGGAUUUACUGCAAUGGCCGGUAUGGCUCACUGGGCAUGAGCAGAAGAUCAGAUCUGAUGGACAAAGCUUUGACCUACCGAACUCUGAGCGAUCUCAUCUUUGAAUUUGAAGACUCCUAUAAAAAGUAUUUACACUCAGUCAAGAAAGUAAAAGUCGGAUUAUAUGUCCCGCAUGAGCCACACAGCUUUCAACCCAUUGAGUGGAAGCAGCUGGUCCUCAACGUAUCAAAAAUGAUGCGGACAGAUGUCAGGAAGGAGCUGGAGAAAUAUGCCAGGGAUAUGAGAAUGAAGAUUCUGAAACCCGCAAGUGCCCAUUCUCCAAUAAAAGACAGAUCACGGGGUAAGUCAUUGUCCCCUCGCCGAAGGCAAAUCAGCCCUCAGAGACGGGCAUGCAGAAGAGACAAAUCGCCUGCAGUGAUGGACAAGAAAGGGGGUGACCUCACUACGCUGAAUGAUGUCGGCUAUCAACUGCGCAUCUAACAAAGCCAUAGGCCAGAGAGAGGGCUUCCAUGGUGCUUCUCACUGCACUUUGCUCUGCGCCCCACUGGAAGGAAAAAGGACUAUUUAUUAAGAUCUUCUGGAUUUUUUUUUUUUUUUUUUUAAGUCUCACCGAGGAAAUAGGAAUUCUAGAAUGAAGGUGGUGGUAACUUAUUUUUUUUAAUUCAUGAAGUGGCAUCAAUGAAAAAUUUAAUUACUUUUAUUCCUCCCCAUCAAAUAGGAGAGAACUAUUGUGCUCGAGGGUUUUUUAAAAUUUGAAAUAAUUGUUUCUCUCUCUUUUUUUUUUAACUGGCUUUGAACAUUUGUGCUACAUUGGUAGUAUUAGGAGUGGUAAUUAAAUCAUACUCCUCAUUGUGUUAAAAUGUGCUGGGGUGCAGUAUUAAAAAAAAUCAAGUCCAAUAUUGAUAGUUAAUUCAGCAAUAAACUAGCAGUGCAGAGGUGGAUGUGAGUUUUUAAGUGUCAACAUUACCUCACUAAACUUACAACAGAUAUGCAAGAUUGACAGUAUUAUUUUGUAACUCCUUUGUACUGUUUCCCAGCAUUUUUGGUAGACUUAUUAUGGCAUUAGAUGGCACCCUGCCACCCUAUUAUGUGCAUGCCUACGAAAGAAUUUAAGGUAUGUUUAUAUGCAAGUGUCUUCUUAAAAGCACUGACAUAAUCUUAGAGAUAUGGAAAAACUGUUUGAGGUUUUUGUUGCUUUUUUAAAAUGCUGAUAACUGACCAAUAAUGGAUUUUUAAAAUUUUCAUAAGUUUUUUUUAUACUUUGUCACAAGCUUUUAAACUUUCCAGACUACAGUGUUUAAAGCACAAGGCAUGGAGAUCAUUGUUUUGUAGAGACAAGUGUCUGCAUUGUAGAGACAAACUGUUUGGUGUACAUUCUCAGAAUAACAGAGAAAUGUCAGAGUCCAGAGCUUUUGCUCAAGUGUUUACUUUUUGCUUUUGUAAUUUUUUUCACAUGUAAUUUUCUAAUCAUGUGUCUGAAAGGUUGAGUAGUCCAAGGUGGUGAUGUCUUAUGGUGAGAGAUCACUGAGGAAGUAAUGCUGCCACCAGUUUUUCAGAAAGAUUUUCCUUGCUAGGGAUCAUAGUGACAUACCUGUACAGAGUGUUGGGAAGGAAAUUCUUGUUGGGUAAAUUCAGCAAUAAAAUUAGAUAAUAUUUUUUAACAAACUAUAUCUGAAAAUCAAGUUCUUUCCUCUUGUGUCUUCCCAUUGAAAACUACUGCUAAGAGCAUGUGGCCAGAUCAUCAAGAGAACUUCUCUCUCUUUGAGGGACCGAAUUGAAGGGGUUUAAAUUGUCUGAAGUGCUCAGACCUCUGCAGUUCUCGCUGAACUCUCUUAGGAGCUGUUGGUUUGGAGUACUUGGAAAUAUAGCUAAUUCAGCAGGUAUCUAAGUAGAAGCAGAUCUCUUUUGAAAGCCCAACAUAUGCCUUGUAUAUCAUUGAAAAAACAUACUGAACUAUUACCUCUCUUUGAUUCUUGGAGGAGGGAGAGGUGGACAAAAUCUUAGUGAAUGAAGGGAUUUGGGCUUCUGGAACACUAGCUGAAUCAGCAGAUGAAUGAAACGGAUAUAGGUAAAAAGGAUAUAGAACAUGAGGAAAACCAGGCCCCGGCUGUAAAGAUAUUUUAGCAAACACUUCAAGCUGCACAGAAUAGCUGACUGUGAAGAACUAGUAGACUAGGAAAACAAUAUGGAAUAGAAGUUAUCCUGUUCCAAACAUUAAUACAUCUUCCGUUCACUGCCAUUAGAUGCUGAAACCACAGCAGAAAGAAAUGCAAAUGAACUUGGGGUGUAUUGCUUUAAUUAGUAACUUCCUUUCUCCCAUCUCCAUGCGCGCAUACAACAUCCAGGUUAAUUUCAGUUGUAUAUAUGACAAGUCAUUAGGCAACUUAACUUGCAAUAUAGCAAGCUUUAUAGCUAUUCAUUUAGAGUCCACAAUGGGAGGCUCUGCUUUAUUAAAAAAAAUUUGACUGUUAAAAAGUUGGUUCCCCAAAGUUAGGCCCUGAUUCUCCUUGCAGUUGGUGUAGCAAUUUUCAUGUAUGAAAACAGAUGAAAGAAACUUUACUCCUCACUCUGCUCAGUAGAAAUGAGUCUUCCAUAGCCAUAUACCCCGUGAAAUUGGGCCCUAAGAUACUAGUAGAGUGAGGUAUGUUGUAGUUUCUUAAAAAGUAAUUGAAUUGAAAAGUAGCAGCAGGCCAGCUGAUUUAUUGUCAUGUUAAAGAGUCACUACCACAGGUGUGGUGGUGAGUAAACAUUGUGAUGUACUGAUCUGAUGUCUGGUUGCUUAUAGAUGAAAAAGAACAAAAGAAAAAGGCCUUUUUUUAAUGGAUUUUUUUUUUUUAAUUGAAUGUAGUUCACUACAGGCUUGUACAAAGCUCAGUGCAAGACUUUCCCUCUUCCCACAAAACCAACUGGCUGGUAACAUUUACUCCGCACCUCUCCAGCUUUUAUUUGGAUCAUGUCUUAUCUUCUCUCCCUCCUCUAAAGGUCAGCACUAGGGAUGAUGGCAUAACUGAAUUUUCAGGAUAACUUAAGUUGUAGAGAGGGCCCCUCAGGCUUUGUUUGCAAGCGUCAGCUCUUAUUCCCUUUAAGUUUUUAAGAAUAGAGUUUGGGGAGUAGAGCUGAGGUAGAAAGUUAAAAAAAAUCAUGUCUUCUGGUUUAAAUUCCAACCAGGUUCAAAUUUGGGUUCUAAAGCAAUAAAUGCUUCUUCAUAGGUUGUGAUUCUGCAAAACAGAGAUCAGCUUACACAAUAGGUGUCUAGAUUCUGAAAGUUAGACUCGCAAAGGAACAGAACUCUGGCCUUUAACUGUAUUUUUUUUCAUUAGGUUACACCCAAUUUUAAACUAUUCAAGCUUUUUUUUUUCACAGCUACCCUAACUUUAUACCUCUUGCCAUUUAAUAACAACUGAAUGGUUUUUACCAGUAUUCAGAACAUUUUUGAGUUGCAUCUUUUUGACCCUAACUUACACUGAAGCUUUUAUAAACUGUAGAGCUAUGUGACAAGCUAUUUUGUACUUUUUGGUUUUGAAGUUCAAAUAUUCAUCUUCUUGCUGUUUGCUCUUACAAUUGCAUUUCUGUUGACUCAUAACUGUGAUUCUAGUGACUAUUUUUCUAGCUCAUUGCAAACGUCAAAUGAUAUUGUAGAAUACACGUGCAUGGGGGCUCUGCUUUUUGCUUUUCUCAUCACUUGUACAUUUAUAUGAAGCAUGAAACUUUAAUAAAAUGUCUUGGAAGUCUU